GGAUUACUAUGGAUUACGAUAAACUUUCGAUCCAAACAAAAUGUCUACUUCACACUGUCUCAGAAAGUGUUGGCCAAUUGGAACGUAUGAUACUUAGUUUAAAGUCGACAUCGGAACUGGAGGAAAUCAACAAACUGUCCUAUAGUUUAAAUCAAGAUAUACAAAGUAUUAAUUCAAAUUGUGAUCGUCUGUCGACCUUACUUUCAACUGUUGAACCAUAUUCACGUCGUUCUCAACUACGUUUGAGUUUAGACCAAACACGCUUUGAAUGCAAACAAUAUGAGACGAAUUUAAGAGUUAUGGAUCGUAAAAAGAAUGAAAAGUGGCGUCAGGUGGUAGAACGUGAGGAGCUAUUAUCUCAUGAUUUCUCUACCAAUGCUUCUGUACGUAAUGGUUCAACAGUUGUUAGAUUGGAUUCUGAUUUGCAGCACUAUUCAAGGUUGUCUAAUGUUGGAAAACAGAUCGAUGAUAUGUUGGCGUCAGGAGCUUUCAGUUUAAGUGCUUUGAGAGAGCAGGGGAUGACUUUGAAGAAGGCACAACGUCGUGUUAUGGAUGUUUUGAAUACACUUGGUUUGUCGAAUACAGUUAUGCGUCUUAUUGAACGUCGGACUCAUCAAGAUAAAAUUUUAUUCUGGGUGUUAAUAGUUGCUACAUUAAUUUUAUUCUUUGGUAUUUGGAGAUUUUUCCACUAGUCAUUUUUUUGCUCAGUCUUUCUUCCUCCAUGUUUCUUCUCCUUUCAAGUUGCUUUGUGUGUUCAUAUUUUAAUUUCAAUUGUUCAACGUCUUUCAAUCAAUAUGCUUAUUUGUAUCUCUUGUCAAUGUAAUUUCUGAUAUGGGAUUUUGAGAUUUCUUUCUCAUUGGACUGUAAAUAGAGGCUGUUAUAUCCUA
This is a messenger RNA of Heterobilharzia americana, 887 nucleotides long. The record is from the annotation of a GenBank genome assembly. Lineage: Eukaryota; Metazoa; Platyhelminthes; Trematoda; Strigeidida; Schistosomatidae.